This is a messenger RNA of Sabethes cyaneus, 1438 nucleotides long. RefSeq names its product zinc finger protein 277. The coding region runs from base 47 to 1363 and encodes 438 amino acids. The record is from RefSeq and is a predicted model, not a curated record. NCBI's taxonomy places the organism in Eukaryota, Metazoa, Arthropoda, Insecta, Diptera, Culicidae. The transcript has a single exon.
UGCUUAUCUCUGAAGCAGAACUAACAUUAUUGUUACAUUAGUUGAUAUGGCAAUUCCUUUGUGUAGUACGUUGGAAUCUACAGUUAUUGGGCCACUCAACUUUAAAGAGGAAAUUGAUGACCCUCCAACCCGUUUGAUGGACUAUUCAAGGGUGUCUUGCAUGCUUUGCGAUAAUAUAUACGAUUUCAAUAUCGGAGACUCUAAAGACCAGUAUCUAGCACACCUUUACUUGAUACAUCGGUUGGUGAUCGCGGAUGUGGAAGAAAUAGGCUGUUUGCCUAGUUACAGCGUAUUCUGGAAAGAAAAGUUUCAAAAACGCUCCUUGGAAGAAUUCUGUUCGGCUAUGCUAAUGAAUCAACUUCCUGAUGGUACUCCUGCAUGUAACGAAAAGUACUUUCUACUAAGCAACAUUGAGCCACUCGACUACGAGCUUAGGGAGAAAUUGAAGCGUGAUGUUAUGAAACUAGUUUUGGAGCGGCACCAAUUUGAGCGUACAAAUCGAAGCUUUAAUCGUAAAUGUUUAUAUUGCAAAGAAACUGAUAUGAAAACAAGAGUUGCAUAUAUAGAGCAUCUAUACACGAAACAUUUUCUUCAGUUAGGUAAAGCGGAAAAUUUGGUCUUCGUUGAUGAGUUAGUGGAAAACGUGCAAGAUAAGAUGGAUCAGCUAGUAUGCCUUUUCUGUGAAAAAGUGUUCAAAGACAGACCGACCCUAAAGGAACAUAUGCGUAAAAAAGGCCAUAAACGAAUUAAUCCAUAUAAUAAGGCUUACGAUCGGUUUUUCCUAGUAAACUAUCGAAACGAUCGACUUAAAAAGCAACCAGAGGUCAUAGAAAAACUUUCUACGAAACCAUGUGAACGAGAACAUUCGCCUUUUGAAUUAGAGGGAUCAGAUUCGGACUGGUCAGACUGGUACGGCGAAGAACAACAAGCAACCUGCCUGUUCUGUUCAAUUGCAACGUCAAAAGUCGAAGAUUUGAAAAUGCACAUGAAACAAACUCACUGCUUCGAUUUCGAUUCUUUGGUUGCGGGCUUAAAUUUUUAUCAACGAGUCAAAAUAGUGAACUAUAUUCGCAGACAAAUGCACAUUUUACGGUGCGUUAUCUGUCAUGAAGAAUUCAUCAGUAAAGAACAACUACAGGACCAUCUGGUGCAACAACUGCAUUAUGGCAUUGGAGAGCAACGGUACUGGGAUCAACCUGAAUUUUUUUUCCCAACCUUCGAAGAUGACCAAUUUUUAUGUCAUUUGGAAGAUGACAGUCCCGAUCAAUCAGACGACAGCUCGAUAGUUAUUUCGGAAAAGAUCUCUGCAAAUGUCAGUGCUGAAGCAGAAUCAUUAUCGUUGGAUAAUUUUAAGCUAGCAUAGAAUCAAAGGAUUUACCUACUAACGAAGAAUAUUUUGUAAUUAUCAAAUGUAAAUUAAAGCUAUUUAAGUUUUAAA